AUGGAAUCUCAGAGUUUAGAUACUUUACUUACAGUGAUGUAACAUUAAAACAGCUUUGCUUAAAAUUAACCUUCUCUUAGUGUUGCCUAUAAAUAUGAUAAAGAUUAGAACAUAUUUAUUCUUUUGGACUAAACAGGUAAUUUAGAAACAAUAGAUUAUCUAGGGGAAUUCCCAUCAUUGACAACAACAAAAUUUAUAGAAUAUGAUAUAAAUUCUAAUUAUAACUUAAUUGGAUUUUCUUUAGAUUUUAAAAAUAACAAUAUGCUAGCUUACUCUCAAACUUAAGUUUUUCAUCUUUGUUAUGGUGAUUUAUUGAAUAAUGUUAUCCAAUUAAGAACAAGUAAGAAAUAAUUAUUUACCAAAAUUUUACCAAGUAUUCAUAAUUAAAACGAUGACAAUAGUAAAUCUUUUGUAAUAGCAGGAGAUUAAGGUUUAUUAUACAGAUAUUCCAAUACACAAUUUGAGUAUUUUUAUCAGCUCGAUGAAGAAAUUUUGGGUAUUAUUUACAAUUAAAAAAUAAUUACACAUUAUGAUUUUAAGAACCAAGUUAUAUUAAGUACUAUUGAAUUAAAAGAUCCUCAAUCCUUUUUAAUAAAAUUUGUAUGCUCAUCUAAAACACCUUUUGUUUACUUAGGGUUUAGCAACGGAGACAUUAUUUUAUAUAACAGAUAAACUUUUAAAUAAUUUAAAAUUGACUUGGCAAACAAAUAGGAUGGUUAAUAAUAAUAUGGUCUUGAAAUUGGGUUUAUUGUAGAAACUUCUACAGAUUUAUGGGUAAGCUUUAGUAAUUCACUUGGAGUUUUUAAGAUAAAUAUUUAAAAUAAUAUAUUUUAAUAAAUAAUAUAAUUUGAUAAUUUGACAACUUACAAAAUGUAAUAAUAACUGAAUGUUAUGAUAUUCGAUUUAGAUGAACUAAAUUCAAGGAUAUUUUUGAAUUUUGUUGGUGAAAAAGUCAUGAGGGUUUUUGAUUUAAGCGGUAAUUUAGUCUAACAUCUUUCUUUGCCAUGUGUAAUGAAUAAUAGUUUAUAGAUUAAUGAAUUACAUUUACUAGUUUACACGACCUUUCAAGUGAUGAUUUAUGAUAGGAAUACUCUCUAAUAUAUUUAAAGUAUUAGAAGAGAUAACCAUUAUAAUUUUAUUAUUGAAGUUGUUUAAAUAAAUGAUUAAUACUUGGUACUUUUAAGCUAAGAUAAAUAUGAGCUAUUUAAAUUAUAAUAGAAUUCAAUCGAAGGAAUUUUGAUUGAUCAAGUUAUGUUACAAAGCCCAGUGUUUAUGGAUUAUUCAAUUAGAGGUUUAGAUGAUGCAUAAACUAGUUCUUUAAUGUAAAUUUUUAUACUUUCAGACAAUCAAGUAUUAGAACAAAAAUAUGAUCUUGUUUAUGAAAACAUUAAAACUUUAAACAAAAUUUGCAGUAUUGAAAUAUCUGUGAACUCUUUUUUUGACGUUAUGCUUUCAAUCAAUAAAAUCAAACCAAUGUCAUAUCCAGAUCCUUCUUAAAGAUCUAUGAUCACAGCAAAAGAUUACAGUUUAAACAAUUACUUGGAUAUCUUACUUAACAUAGACGAUUUGAGGACAAUAGAUUUCUAAAAUACUCUUAACAGUCUUACUUAAGUGUAUCCUGUAAAAAAUGCAAAUCCUUCAGAAAAUGAAAAUCUUUCUCAUUUGUAGAUUUAUUAAGAUUCUUUUUAAUUGUAUUUCAAAAAAUAAGUUUAAAUAAGAAAUUUUGGCUUAAUCUUCCAAAAUAAUUUAGAGUAGAUAAAUUUUUACUAAUUUACACAAAAUGUCACUUUUCACAACAUCUAAAUAGCGUCUUAAGUUGUAGAUAAAGUAUCCUUUUAAUUUGUAAAUAUGAAAUUAGUUAUUUUAAAUGAAAUUUAACUGUGCAAGCUGCAAAGAGAAUAGAAAUAGUUUAAUUCUGGAGAUGAUUGGUUAUUUGUUUUUAAAAAUAUAAACUAAGUAUUAAUUUAUAACUUAGUUUUAGAUAAUUAAAAUAUAGAAAGUUUGAACUUUGGUGGCUUGAUUUCAGUAUUCAAUGUUUAAACUUUAAUAAUAAAAAACUUGGUUAUAAAAAAUUCAAAACUAUAUUCUUUAAUCUAUCUUGGCAAGGUACAAAAUCUUACAAUAAAUAAUCUUUAGAUAAUAAAUUGCUAAUAAGCUUCUAACAAUGAACCUAUUUAUAUACUAAAUAUAGUUGGAGUUACAAGCUCUUAUCUUUAGAACAUAUUAAUAACUAAUAACUAAAAUUUGCUCUUUGUAUAUACAUCUAAUAUUUAUGAAGAGGAUGGGAUCAGGCAUUAUUUGUAAAGAGAUAACUUGAAUGUGAAAAAUCUAAAUGUUACAUAAAAUUUAAUCUCCUAUUCUAUCAGUUAAUCUCUAAUCUCGAUUUAGAAUUCAAAUUGCAAUUUUAACAACAUAACUUACUAAAAUAACUAAGGAAAUAUGUAUCUAAGUAAAUCUUAGAAUUUUUUAAUUGAAAAUAGUUAAUUUUACAAUAAUACUUCUCUGAAUGGAGGUGCUCUUUCUUUACUUUAAAGCAAUAAUCUAAUUGUUUUUAAAAACUGUUAGUUUUAGUAUAAUAAAGCACAUGCAAGCGGAGGAGCUAUCUACUUUGAAAAUGUAAAUGCCUAAAUAAAUAUGGAUGAUACUGUAAAAAUAAAUUAAAAUGAAGCUCUAAUUGGUGGAGGCAUAAGACUGUAUAACAACUAAUAAAAUAUGCCUUAAACAAUCAACUUUAAUUAUAAAAAUAUUAUAUUUAAUAAUUCAGCUUAAAUGUAUGGAAACAAUGUAGGGACAUUCAUUUAGAGAGCUAUGAUAAGAGUUAUUCAGAAGAUUUCAUAAGACAAUAAUAAUCUGUAUCAGAAGCAUAGCUUUGAAUAUAAAAUUAUCUAAAGUUAAAAUAUGAGUGAAUCUGACUAAUAAAAAUAUUAGGAAAUACUUUAAAUACAAAAAUUUUAAAGCGGAAGCAUGCUAAAUUUAUCGAUAUAAUUGGCUGACUAUGAAGGAGAAUUAAUUAGAUUUUAGUAAUAAAAAUAUAAUUAUAAAUAGUAUCCAGAAUCGAUUAUGGAUGAAUUGAGUUAGAUAAAAUUCAAAAUUCAACCUGAAACAUUAGAUUAAAAUAUCAUGUUAAAUGGACACAAUAUAAUAACAUCCUCUGACUUUGAUGAUGCAAAUAAUUAAUUUAUUUUUUCUGAAAUUUAAAUUACAAGCAUGCCAAACCAAACAACAGAUUUAAUUAUCUUAUCUAAUUAUACACUUUAAUAUAUUAAUGUACUCCCGAUUUAAAUACAAAUAUAAAUGAGAGUUUGCUAUCCAGGUGAAGUUGUUAAGCAAAUAGAAAAUAAUAUUUAUAGCUGCAAUUCCUGUCCAUAUGGAUAGUAUUCAUUGGUAGAUCCGACGUAAGAUGAGUUUUGGAUAUAAAACAUAGCAAAAACUAAUCAAGCUAGAUCAAAUGGCAAAUUAACUUACUUGUCUUAAUGCUAAUAGUGCCCAGAUUCAGCUACUUUGUGCUAAAAUAAUACUAUAGCUUUAAAAAGUGGCUAUUGGAGAGCAAAUAAUGCCUCUGCAGAUAUUGUUUAGUGCUCUCUUUAAUUUAAUGCCUGUGAUGAAUAAGAUAAUACUAGCAGAAAUGGUUGUCUAAGAGGCUAUAUGGGACCUGCUUGUAAAAUAUGCGAUUCUACUGGAUAGAUUUGGGAUGGAUAACGAUACUCCUAUUCAUACAUUAGUUAGGAAAAAUGUAAUUUAUGUAGAAGCAUGCACUAAUAAAUACUUUUUAUCCUUCUUACAGGGAUUGUUUUGGCAAUUUAUUUUCUAUUUAGCACUAUUGCAUAUUUUGAUUAAUUUAUUCACUCAUGUCUAUGUUACUACUUAAGGUAAUUAAAUAUGAUACCUAUUUCUAGAAAUUCAAUUAAAGAUUAAACGAGUUUUUAUAUUAAGAUAUUUGUUAAUUAUACAUAAAUUUCAUCUGUGUUGAUCAUUAUUCAGGUCAAUUAUUUCUCAGAUAUUUUCACAAAUAUGCCUAAUUAUAUUAGUGAUCCUAACUCCUAAAUAAUAACAAAUAUCAACUGUGUCAUUCCAGAAGAAUAUAUUAAUCAACAUGGCUUAGCUCAUAUUUUAUAAACUUUGUAUGCGCUCCUACCUCUAUUAUUUCUUCUUAUUCUGAUUCUUAUAACUUAUGUAAUAGAAAAACUAAAAUGUAUGAAUAUCAAAAAAUAUCAUAAAUAUACUCUGAUGAACUGCCUCUUUAUUUUCUUUUAGCCAAAUUAAAUAGUUUUUUUUUCGAAACAACUAACAUGCACUCAAAUUGGAUCCGAAUAUUAUGUAACAUCAGAUUUGACCUUAAAAUGUGGUGAUUAAAGCUAUAAUUAGUUCACAUAUACUAUGUGUAUUCCUUUAAUUGUUAUUUGGAGCUUGUUUCCUUUUAUUAUAUUUAAGCUUUUGCAAAAAAAAUCUUCAAAACUUCAGUCUUGCAUAACCUUGUAUUACUUUGGAUAUUACUACUAGGAAUAUAAAGAAAAAUAUUAUUAUUGGGAAUUCAUUAGAAUCUACUUAAGAGUUAUUGUUGUCGUUGCUUUUACCCUCACUUCUUAAACUCAGUUUUUAGGUUACUUAAUUUUUUAACAAUUAUUAUUUUCAAAUUAAAUAAUCCUCUAAUUAGCAUUGUAAAAACAAGAAACAUAAUAGAAAAUAUUCAGUCUUUGGAAGAAAAUACAAAGAAAUUUAAGUCUGAUCAUUUAGCUAAAAGCCAUCGAAAGAGUCAGUGAUGGAUAAUCAAAAAUAAAGAAAAACUAUUCUUUAGUUAGCCCAUAAAAUAAUGCAUAACAACAUAAGAUACCUUUCAAUAAAGUUUAGAACUCUAUAAUUAUUGAAUCAUCAAAUCAGAAUUAUUGCAUCGAAAAAGAAAACUGGAUUUAAGUAAAAAAAUAUCAAAGUAAAUUAAGCUAAAAGGGUACUGAUUCAUAGCUUCCAAAUCAAAUAAAAAGUGAAAUCGAAUGUAAAAGUUCAUUUAUAAGCCCAUCUCAGAAAGAUUUAAAUGAUGAAUAAAAUUUUAAAUCUGAUGUAUUCUUAAGCAGUAAUUUCUCUAAGCCGUUAGAUAUAAAUUAUGAAACCUAAUUCAAACUAAUAAAGUACAUUGACUCAAAAAGAGAAACCAAAAAUUAAAAUCAAAAAUUUGAAUUCAUUAAAGACUGA
Molecule: messenger RNA, 5187 nt
Organism: Tetrahymena thermophila SB210
Lineage: Eukaryota; Ciliophora; Oligohymenophorea; Hymenostomatida; Tetrahymenidae
Product: transmembrane protein, putative
Exons: 7
Source: RefSeq, a predicted model, not a curated record